AUGUCUGGUCAGCGCAGCUCAUCGGUAUUACUUGCUAUGGCCAUCGUCUUAGUAGAGGACGAUCAAGGAGGUAGUUAUCAAGCAAGGGCUCUACUGGAUUCGGGUUCUGAAUGCAAUUUCAUGACCGAGCGGUUAUGUCAACUGAUGAGCGUUCAAUGGCGACGGUCCGACGUGUCUGUGUACGGGAUUGGGCAAUCCAAUACCAAGGUCAAGCAUAAGGUGACAACAACAGUGAAGUCGCGAGUAUCUGCUUUCUCGCGGAAGAUGGAGUUUCUUCUAUUACUGAGGGUCACAGCAAAUCUUCCGAUAGCCAACGUGGAUAUGACGGGAUGGGAAAUCCCAACUGGUGUGGAGCUAGCGGAUCCAGCGUUUUUCAAGUUCAAGGCAGUUGAUUUAGUGCUUGGGAUCCAGCACUUCUUCGCAUUCUUCCACACUGGCAAUGAAGUCCACUUAGGCAGGGACCUUCCUUCUCUAACCGAGUCGAUAUUCGGAUGGGUAGUAGCUGGCACGGUUGAAAGCUCGCUGGAAACCCAACGUAUAACCUGCAAUAUGGCAGUCGGUCUAGAGGAAAUAUUGACUCGUUUCUGGGCCUGUGAGGAGAUCAAUUCUACCUCUACUUAUUCACCUGAGGAAGCACGCUGCGAGGAGCAGUAUGCUAGAACUGUACGAAGGGGAGCGGAUGGCCGAUACACAGUCUUACCACCAAGGGAUGAAGUCGCACUGGCAAGGAUGGGCGAAUCAAGGGACAUCGCAUUCCGGCGGCUAGAAGCUUUGGAACGCAGACUGUCGAGGGAUCCCGAGCUCCGGAAACAGUACAACCAGUUCAUGGCGGAAUACCUGGAGCUAGGCCAUAUGCGAAAGGUAACUGUGGCACCAGAUGAGGAAGGCACACACUGCUACUUACCGCAUCAUCCAGUAGUCAAACAAGAAAGCACCACAACCAAAGUCAGAGUGGUCUUUGAUGCAUCGUGCAAAACUUCUUCGGGAACAUCUCUAAACGAUGCACUAUUAGUGGGACCGGUGAUUCAGGAUGAUCUCCGGUCAAUUAUUCUACGGAGUCGAACCAAGCAGUAUAUGGUGGUAGCAGAGGUCGAAAAGAUGUUUCGGCAAAUCCAGAUUGAUGAGGGAGACAUGCCUCUUCAACGAAUUAUGUGGCGUGUCGAUAGGGCCGAGGAGGUAAGUAUCUUCGAAUUAACCACGGUUACCUAUGGAACCAAGCCCGCCCCGUUCCUCGCAACCAGAACUCUGAAGCAAUUGGCUAUGGACGAGCAAGUACAAUACGCACUAGCUGCAAGGGCUGCAAUCGAAGACGUCUACAUGGACGAUAUUUUGACUGGUGCUGACGAAGCAGAAGCAGCGUUGGAGCUACGAAUCCAGCUGUCCGAGAUGGUGGAUAAAGGCAGAUUCCGUCUGAGAAAGUGGGCUUCUAACUGCCCGAUGGUAUUGCAGGGCAUACCAGAAGAAAAUCUGGCGGUAAUGCAAGCGAAAGAAGUCCAGCUAGAUCCCGAUCCCGAAGUACGAACCCUAGGACUGGUGUGGCUUCCAGUGGAUGAUGUCCUGAUGUUCCGAUUCAAAAUACAGGAAUUAGAUCCAGCCGGUAAAUUCUCUAAACGUAAGGUGCUGUCAAUCACAGCUACGCUAUUCGAUCCGUUGGGCCUGGUAGGAGCAGUAAUCAACUGCAAAUAUUUUCAUGAAGCUACUGUGGUGUCUAAAGGAUGGCAAUUGAAGGACCUUAGAUUGGAAUAG
This is a messenger RNA of Topomyia yanbarensis, 1746 nucleotides long. RefSeq lists its product as uncharacterized. NCBI's taxonomy places the organism in Eukaryota, Metazoa, Arthropoda, Insecta, Diptera, Culicidae. The transcript has a single exon. Gene Ontology annotation, molecular function: aspartic-type endopeptidase activity. Bases 1 to 1746 code for a protein of 581 amino acids. Gene Ontology annotation, biological process: proteolysis. The record is from RefSeq and is a predicted model, not a curated record.